AUGGAGAUGGUCAUAGCCUUGUCCAAAAGUUAUGGUCUAUUGGUGAACAGUUUCUACGACCUCAAGCCACUGUAUGCAGAGUACUGGAACCUGAGAAAGAAUGGAAUAGAAUUAGGUGAUGAAUUUGAAGACAGGAUAAAGAAAAGAGGGAAUGGGUUGAUCAGAAAAAGAUUCUUGAGCAAGAAAUCGUGCAGGGAUUUCCGAGUCAUUGUGAACUCGGUGUUGGAGAGCAUAAGUGCAGAAGUUCCGAUACUGGCAUGGCCAAUGAUGACGGAGCAACCCCUGAAUGCAAAAAUGGUAGUGGAAGAGAUUAAAAUUGGGUUACGGGUCAAAUUUGUGCCCGCGGAGAGCUUGAAGAAUAAAGUGAAAGAACUUAUGGAAGGGGAAAAGGGAGACGAGGUGAGGAAGAAGAUCUCUCGAUUUCUUACCCUGCACGUGUUGAUUAUUUUGGGCAGAUCGAAUUUUUGA
Fraxinus pennsylvanica is the source of this 468-nucleotide messenger RNA. The record is from the annotation of a GenBank genome assembly. Lineage: Eukaryota; Viridiplantae; Streptophyta; Magnoliopsida; Lamiales; Oleaceae.